This is a messenger RNA of Acanthosepion pharaonis, 834 nucleotides long. NCBI's taxonomy places the organism in Eukaryota, Metazoa, Mollusca, Cephalopoda, Sepiida, Sepiidae. The record is from the annotation of a GenBank genome assembly.
AUGGAUAUUGAAUUUUUUUAUUCUUUUCGUUUUUUUUAUUUUUUUCUUCUUCUUUUCUUUCUUCUUCUUUUUUUUUUCUUCUUCUUUUUCUUUCUUCUUCUUUUCUUUUUUCUUUUUUCAAAUCUUCUUUUUUUUCUAUCUUUUCUUUUUUUUUUAUUUUUUUUCUUUCUUCUUCUUUUUUCUUUUCAUUUUUUUUCUUUUCUUUCUUUAUUUUCUUUCUUUCUUCUUUCAGAAAAAAGAAAAAUUGCAAAUUUUUUCUUUGGAAUUUUUUUUUUCUUUUUUCUUUCUUUCUUUUUUUCUUCUUCUUUCUUUAUUUCUUUUUUUUCUUUCUUUUUUCUUUCUUUCUUUUUUCUUUUUUUCUUUUUUUUUUUAUUUUUUUUCUUUUUUUUCUUUUUUCUUCUUUUUUCUUUCUUUUUUCUUUUUUUCUUUUCUUUUCGUCUUCUUUCUUCUUCUUUUUUUUUCUUUCUUUUUCUUCUUUCUUUCUUCUUCUUUCAAUCUUUCUUCUUUUUUUCUUUCUUCUUUCUUUCUUUCUUUCUUCUUCUUUCUUUCUUUCUUCUUCUUUUAAUCUUUCUUCUUCUUCUUUCUUUCUUCUUCUUCUUUCUUCUUUUUCUUUCUUUUAAGGCCGUUUUGCCAGCCGCCGGAGAGCGUCGUCCCGGACAGGGCCGUUUUGCCAGCCGCCGGAGAGCGUCGUCCCGGACAGGGCCGUUUUGCCAGCCGCCGGAGAGCGUCGUCCCGGACAGGGCCGUUUUGCCAGCCGCCGGAGAGCGUCGUCCCGGACAGGGCCGUUUUGCUAGCCGCCGGAGAGCGUCGUCCCGGACAGGGCCGUUUUGCUAG